AGAGAGCUACGUAACGUACUAGUAGUACAUGUCUCUGCUCUGCGUCCGCCGAUCGUGCACACCAAUGUCCCAAAACAUGUAAACAAGACCUGCACAAGCUUUGACGCAGACAAACACAGUGAUUACUCAGUUAUAUUCUUCAAUUCAAAUCAAGAUGAGUGGAGGCAGACGAUUGGUCGAUGCCUUACAAAGGAUCGGCUUUGGCGAGGCACAUGACCUUCAAGCAGAGGGAUUUGAUUGGAUGUUUGACAACGAGCGAGUUACGCCCUUCUUGGAUUGGUUCUGCGAUAAUGUUGGACCAGCUAAUCUUCUCUCCCAGCAGGAAAUUAAAGAGUUUAAGUUACUGGAUUCCUCCGGUGAGGGGAUCUUGGAAGGAGCCCAACUUGAAGAUGCUCUCAAGAAUUCAUCAUUAGCAGAAGAUGAUGAAAUGUCUCCAGAGAUGCUAAGAGAGAACAUUCUUCAAAUGGAAGAGGAGCUUGAGGUUGCUCGGAUGAGGAAGGAACACUUAUUGCAACAAAGAAAUAAACUUAGUGUCCAUCACACAGGAUUGACGCAUCGGCUCACUAAGAUUGGAAUGGUGGAGUCGGCAACGAAGAAACGCUACAAAAAGAGUCUGGAGAAGAAUCAGACGGAUAAUGCUCAGAUGAACACAGCACUGGAGAGACUAGGCAAGUCUACAAAGGACCUCGUCCAAUUGUAUCAUCGCACAGCAUCUUCCCCCAUCUCCAGUAGAUCGACGAACACAUCCCAUGAUGCAACAUUCCUAUCCCAGCAGCCUUUGGGUCAGUACCACGUCACCGAGGAGCGUUUUACCCAGGAGUUGACCGGCUUUACCAAAAAGCAGUUCUUUGAGGGUAUUGCUGACUUGGUCGGUCACGAUGAAGGAUCACGCUACCAGAUACUUGACAUCAGUGACCCUAGCAGCUUGGUGAUCAAAGGAGAGAAAAAACACGUCACUGAUAUCGAUUGUAAAGAGCUCCUCAGACUGCAAACAAUUUAUCCCGCCAGUCAGAGAAGACGCGUCAAAUUUCAGGUGGAAGAAGCGCGCCUUAUGGCUGCGUGUAACUUCGCUGGCGAAAAGCUCCAGUCGUUAACCCAUGGUGGAUAUUCCAGCAAUGUCAAUGAGCUCAGGGACCGGCUGAAAGAAUCACAGAUGAAACUCCAGACUCUACAUAGGCUGGGGGCAAAGAUCGCCGAAUCGGACCUCAGCGAACUCAUCCAAGAGAGUGCAGUGCUACAGGCAACUAGAGUCUUGUAUGGAGACUACAAUCUCAAGAUCAUGAGACAAGACUACUUCACAUCUAAACAAGAUCAGUUGAUAGAGCAACUGACGGCACAGCAGUCCCGCCAUAAAUUCCUGUUGAUGGCGUACGAGGUGGAAGCUCACAAACAUCGAGAGACUCACCGUCUGCUGACAGCAGCUGAGCAGCUCCUCAAAAGAAACUAUCAAGCCCAGCAAGCCAGAAUGAACAUGAUGUCCGAUCCGAGUUUAUCCCCAUCCUCUGGUGUGCGUAACACCAUUGACAGCCGGGACAGUUUCAUCAACAAAUUGCACAGCAUCAUUGUUAACAACGCCGAUACAAACGGUCACCAGCAGCUGUUCCUGACCUACAGUGGACUGAAAGAGGGCGCCAGACAGCUGGCUGAACGGCUCGCUACAUUACAACAACUUCUCUCAUCCACAAACAGUAGUCAAGACAGCAGAUUAGCGGACUUGGAAUUGACUCUGAAACGAUGUGAAGAAAUGGUGUACGCUGGUUCAGCCACGAUAGACGGCCAGCCCGUCUUGAGCCCCCCUCAGUUGAUGAAUGGAAUCACCCGUUUAGACCAAACUCUGCAGAAACUGGAACAUACCAUAAGGGACAUUAUAGGGGAUUACAAUGGCAAAUUGAAGAUGUUGAAGGGAGACCCUCUGCUGGCCAAAGAGAGGCACUUGUUUGUGUAUCUCUUCACUGACCCAUCACGACUACGCCGAGCUGUGCGUGAACUAACACAGAGACUAGAAGCACAACUUGUACAGUGAGCAUGAAUUAAAGUGAAGGGCUAGAAGCACAGCUUGUACAGUGAUAGCCUGAACAUCUGACGUCACACGUCAAGGUUUGUAAGUUACGCCAUCACUGACUCAUCACGACUACGCCGAGCUGUGAGUGAACUAACACAGAGACUAGAAGCACAACUUGUACAGUGAGCAUGAAUUAAAGUGAAGGGCUAGAAGCACAGCUUGUACAGUGAUAGCCUGAGCAUCUGACGUCACACGUCAAGGUUUGUAAGUUGCGCCAUCACUGACUCAUCACGACUACGCCGAGCUGUGAGUGAACUAACACAGAGACUAGAAGCACAACUUGUACAGUGAGCAUGAAUUAAAGUGAAGGGCUAGAAGCACAGCUUGUACAGUGAUAGCCUGAACAUCUGACGUCACACGUCGAGGUUUGUAAGUUACGCCAUCACUGACUCAUCACGACUACGCCGAGCUGUGAGUGAACUAACACAGAGACUAGAAGCACAACUUGUACAGUGAGCAUAAAUUAAAGUGAAGGGCUAGAAGCACAGCUUGUACAGUGAUAGCCUGAGCAUCUGACGUCACACGUCAAGGUUUGUAAGUUGCGCCAUCACUGACCCAUCACGACUACGCCGAGCUGUGAGUGAACUAACACAGAGACUAGAAGCACAACUUGUACAGUGACAGCCUGAACAUCUGACGUCACACGUCGAGGUUUGUAAGUUACGCCAGAUACCAGUAUAUACCGGUAGUCCGGAUCUGUACAAAUGUACCUUUGACCUUGCACCCAUUUCACAUGGAGAUUCGCAGUCAAAUCCUUCAUUGAUGUAUACAUAUGUAUAAAACAACAUUACAUGCAUGUACAUGUACAAAAUAUACAAAUAUUAUGCACACUGCAUUCAGACGACCGAAAGUGCAGCUGGCAAACUUCACCUCGACCCAAUCAUAACACAGGUAUAGAAAGCAAGCUCACGUCACUGCACGUUUAACCAAUUAAAUCAUUGUAUCCAAUGAGAUGAUUUGGCCCAUAUGACCAAUGCCUGUUGAUCAUUUAACUAGACUGGUCCCCGUCUUUAUCCUUGCGGAUGUAGCCAAUAACAUGACCUUUCACCCAGUCAAGGAACCCUAAAAAAUAAGUAUCAACUCCAUUGACUACUGGCGUGAUAUUUAUAUUUAUUAUUUUCCACGAUAUUUGUCUCCGAUAUAAGAUUGAAUAAUCUUUCAUAUUUGGUGUAUACAAGGGAGCUUAAGACAGCUGUACAAAAUAUAUAUUAUUAAGAAUUACUUAAAAUGAACAGUUCACUUGGAAUAUAUGUAAAUAUGUAUAGAACGUAAUGCUGUACAAAGAAAGAACAAUGUUAGGAAUUUUUAUAAUUACGUUUUUGGUAUAACUUGUACAUCAAUGUGUGAUAAGCGCAGUCCACUUUGUCCUGCGGGGAAAAAAUCAACUUGAAGACAUUUUGUUUUCGCAAGACUAAAUUUGCUUAGCACACAACGGUGUAACAGUAAAACCUAAAUAGUAGUAAUUAUUCUUCAGGCAAUUUAUUACGUCUGUCAAAUUACUGGAAAGAUGUUUCAAUAUUUACAUCGAAGUCACGUCAGAGCUGCAUUUGUUUAGUUUUACCAGUUUACUGAAAAGGUUUGAAACUUGUACAUUUCAUUAUUACACACUUUGUCAGCAGCCGACACAUUUUUAAUGCUUACCAAGGCCAUGAAAGCAGGGCCCGAUUUCAAAAAGCACCGAAACUUGCUAAGCACAGAGUAGUAUUGCUUAGCAGAAAAAGGUUACCAGCA
Asterias rubens (European starfish) is the source of this 3793-nucleotide messenger RNA. Its product is annotated as HAUS augmin-like complex subunit 3. The coding region runs from base 155 to 2023 and encodes 622 amino acids. Gene Ontology annotation, biological process: spindle assembly; centrosome cycle. Lineage: Eukaryota; Metazoa; Echinodermata; Asteroidea; Forcipulatida; Asteriidae. The transcript is spliced from 14 exons. Gene Ontology annotation, cellular component: centrosome; mitotic spindle; HAUS complex. The record is from RefSeq and is a predicted model, not a curated record.